Messenger RNA from Colletotrichum paranaense, 969 nucleotides. RefSeq names its product 6-phosphogluconate dehydrogenase. Gene Ontology annotation, molecular function: NADP binding; NAD binding; oxidoreductase activity, acting on the CH-OH group of donors, NAD or NADP as acceptor. The record is from RefSeq and is a predicted model, not a curated record. Bases 1 to 969 code for a protein of 322 amino acids. NCBI's taxonomy places the organism in Eukaryota, Fungi, Ascomycota, Sordariomycetes, Glomerellales, Glomerellaceae. The transcript is spliced from 3 exons.
AUGGCGCAAAAACAAGUGGGAUGGGUUGGGCUUGGCUCAAUGGGCAUCGGCAUGUCCACCAACCUGCAAAAGUUUCUCUCUUCAUCCGGAGCACCAAACUUGAUUUACACCAACCGGACAUUAUCACGCGGCGAUUCCCUCAAGGAGUUGGGUGCCAUUCCCGCAGAGACUGUUUCGGAGGUAGCUAAGAAGUCUGAGAUCAUCUUCUCUUGUGUGAGCAACGAUGCCGUUCUCCAAGAGACAACGAAUGAGAUCAUCAAGUCUGGAGAUAUCAAGAACAAGAUAUAUGUCGACUGCUCAACCGUUCACCCCGAUACUUCCGCCGCUGUUUCGAAACAAAUCACCGAGGCCGGGGGCCAGUUUGUUGCUGGCAAGUUCACUUACGCCCCCGUCUUCGGAGCCUCAGCAAUGGCCGCCGCCGGCAAACUCAUCUUCGUCACGGCCGGACCCGAAUCCGCAACCUCAGCCAUCUCUCUAUACCUUAACGGCGUCAUGGGACGCUCCGUCAUCCCCAUGGGCACAGAUGUAACCAAGUCAAGCUUGCUCAAGAUUGCCGGGAACAUCGUAGUUGUCUCCUUCAUGGAGGUCCUCUCCGAAGCCCACGUCUUUGCCGAGAAAACGGGCCUCGGCUCGCCGGUGCUGGAGAACAUGAUCUCGGACAUGUUCGGCCCCGUUCUUGAGAGCUACAGCAAGCGCAUUACCAGUGGUUCCUACGCUCCGCCACCUGAUGGCAAGGCUGGGUUCGAUGUGGCGCUGGCGAUGAAGGAUUUGAGGCAUGCACUCACGUGUGCCAAGGAUGCGGGAACGAAGCUGGAAACUAGCGAGGCUGCAUUGAGGCAUAUGGAAAAGGCUAGAGAGUUUGAAGCAGUGAGGCCGUUGGAUAGUAGUUCCAUGUAUGGUGCAGUGCGUCUGGAGGCUGGUCUCGACUUUUACUCUGAUGCUUGCAAGGAAAGAGAUGCAAAGAAGUAG